AUGGAGAUGAUAGAGACAGAGAUUUCGUUGUCUGGUUACCACAAAAGAUAUGGUCAUCUCAAAUUCAUCGAGUUAUCAGACCCUCCUCUCACAAAAAGACCUAGAUAUUCACCCUCGGUGAUCCCUCCUCUUCCUGAUCAAAACCCUAUUUUCACUCUUAAACUAUCUCCGAUCCUUCUGAAGAACAAUAAAAGGAAGAGAUUUACACCGAAGAGUAGUAGUAGUCUCAGUGUUGAAGAGAUAACCAAACAAGUAUUCGACGGAGUAGUCAGAAAGUCUUCAUCUUGGAUCAAGUCUGAGUUCCUUGGAAGAGGCUCUUACGGUUCGGUUUAUCUGGCGACAAGUAAGAAGGCCAAAACUAAAACGACCAUGGCGAUCAAAUCUGCAGAGAUUUCACGAGCUUCGAGUCUAAUGGACGAGGAAAGAAUAUUAACCCGUCUCUCAUCUCCUUUCAUCGUUCGUUGCUAUGGCCACGAGAUUGCACGCGAGGAGACUCUGUUCGGUGGCGAGAGAACGAAUUACAAUUUGAUUCUCGAGUAUUGCUCUGGCAAAAGCCUCUUCGACUUGGUCAACAGUAACCUUGGAGGAUUGUCAGAGAAAGAUGUGAAACUUCUUGCUAGAGAUAUCCUUUACGGUCUCGACUACAUCCACAGGGCAAACAUUAUUCAUUGUGACAUCAAACCGGAAAAUAUCUUACUAGCCCCUGUCGAGAACCGGAUAAGACCUAAUGGGUACGUGGCAAAGAUUGGGGAUUUCGGUUUAGCAUUGGAGAAGGGUUCAAGCGAGUAUGAAAAAGCAUCAGGUCAUAGGAGAGGCACAACGCGAUACAUGUCUCCGGAGCUUAUACGACAUGGGAUUGUUGAUUACGCUGUUGACACGUGGGCUUUCGGAUGCACAGUUUUGGAAAUGUUAACGGGACAACAAGUAUGGGGAGAACAUAGUGAUCUCGGUUCUGUAGAUUGGGACAUUCUCAUCGGUCAAAGCUGUUACAUUCCUUAUAUACCGGAUUGGUUAUCUGAAGAAGCACAGCAUUUUCUCAGCAGAUGUUUAAAAAGGGACCCUGCUUCAAGUUGUAAGAUGAAGUAUCCAACUCUCUAUUUGGUAUGUGUUUCUGGAAGUUUUGGUAAAUGA
Messenger RNA from Arabidopsis thaliana (thale cress), 1131 nucleotides. RefSeq names its product Protein kinase superfamily protein. Gene Ontology annotation, molecular function: protein serine/threonine kinase activity; protein kinase activity; kinase activity. Lineage: Eukaryota; Viridiplantae; Streptophyta; Magnoliopsida; Brassicales; Brassicaceae. The transcript is spliced from 2 exons. Bases 1 to 1131 code for a protein of 376 amino acids. The record is from RefSeq and is marked reviewed.